Molecule: messenger RNA, 1046 nt
Organism: Paramecium sonneborni
Lineage: Eukaryota; Ciliophora; Oligohymenophorea; Peniculida; Parameciidae
Source: the annotation of a GenBank genome assembly
AUGGCAAAAGACAUUUAUGUUUUAAGCGUAAAAUUUUAUUCUAAGAGAAGAAAUAAAAUUCACAACAAUGUUUCAGUUCAUUAGGAAAUUUUGAAUCCAUUCAACAUGUAAACGAUUCGAAUAAAUGGGAUGAUAUAAAAUAGUCAAGAUAAGAUCUAAUGAAAAAAUAUCAUUAGUUUAAAACAAAUGAAGCAAAAAAAACAACUUUAUCAACAUAUUAAUCUUAGAAAGUAUUGAUAAUUAGAUUAAAGGUUCUUGUUCCAAAGCUAGAAAAUUUUGACAUAAAAUUAAAUAUUAAGAGAGAUAAUAUUUUGAAAAUUAAUGAUAAAGAAAAUAUUACAAUUUCAUAAUAGAAGCAACAAGAGAAACCUGGAUCAAAUAGUUUAAGAACUAGAUAAGAAUCAGUCUAUGAAAGGUAAUAAAAAUUAAUAAAUAAAGAUUAUAUAAUUAGAGAGAUACAGAAAAUAAAGCACCAAAAGUAAUUUAAAAAAAUGUAAUACCAACCAAAAAUUCUAAUUAAUAAUCUAAAUAUAUCCUGGCCCAUAAUACUUUAAUUUAGAAGCGUUCUUCUGAUCCAUCAAUUUUGAUGCCAAUAUCUACUUUGAUUAAAAAAACUUAAAAGCAAUAAAUAGCUUAACAGCAGGAACAAAAAAAUACCUAAAUAUAAAUCUUAUAAGAAUAAAAUAAUACUCAAUAGGAGAUUUAUAAAGUCAAUAUCAGUAAAUAGUAAAUUUACGAUCAUUAAAAAUUUGAGUGUUCUAAAUAAAAUUAAUCAGCUGAAAUACAAACUAACAUUAAUUAAUCAUAAUUGCCAAUAAAACAUUGUUAUUUCUCUUUAAUAAAUGCUGAAGAAAGUAAAAAAAUUUGUUAAACUAGAGUAUUAAAAUAAAAAAGUGAGAUCUUUAAGUAGUGAGAAAAAUAAAGUAAAAUAAAAUUUUAAAUCAUAAAAAGGAGGAAAUCGUGCACAUACUUAAGGGAAGCAGGAAAUAAAAAAUUAAUAAAAAAUAAAUAGAUUAUACGAAUAUAUUUUAGAGGGAAAUUACUGA